GUUCCUACCACCAUCCUCAACAUCACGAAUCGCCAAGAUAGGUCUGGAUAACCACAGAGCCUACAAAGACUGAUAUAUCAAGUCUAAGAGCUUUCCUCGACCUUGAAAGGAUUGCUUGUCAUAUUCCGACCACGUCUUGCCCAGGUUACUUGCGACUUCAGAAUCCGCGGCGGGCGACAAGUAGCUCUUCUCCGACAUCUUUGCGACUUCAAGUGCCUAGAAAUCAGGCUCACGCUCCCAAUCAAGCUUCUGACGCCGCUUGUUUCCUCGGAAAGAUGGUCGCCCUCUUUGUGUACGAAAAGGACAUGCAUGAUCCGACUCCGGACAUCCCUUCCCUCGAAGGAAAGGUCAUCUUCGUCACCGGUGGAACAGCAGGCCUAGGCAAAUCCACAAUCCUCGCCUUGCUAGCCCACAACCCAUCACGCAUCUACUUCUCAGGCCGUUCCCACGCCUCCGCCAAAGCCCUCAUCGAGGCCGCUGCCGCCAUCUCUUCCCCCGCAUCUUCAUCCGCAGCCUCCUCCCCUCCUCCCCUAACCUUUAUUCCCCUAGACCAAACUUCCCUCCCCUCAAUCCGCGCCGCCAUCAGAAAACACUUCACCCACACCCGCCUCGACAUCCUAAUCAACAACGCAGGCAUCAUGGCCGGCGCCGCAGGCCUGUCAGCCGACGGCUACGAGAUCCAGUUCGCUACGAAUCAUCUCGGUCACGCCAUGAUUGUGCGCGAGCUCCUGCCCGUCUUACUACGUACCGCCGAGGGAUCCGGGUCUGGAUCUUCGUCCAGCGGUGGCGGCGGUAGUGAUGCCCCGGCAGACGUACGCAUCAUCAACCUCACGUCCGUCGGGUACCAAGCCCACCCAAGCGAUGGCAUCUCCUUUGACACGCUGAGUACGACGCAAGCUGGACCACCGGUGCUGGGACAAUGGAUUCGAUACGGCCAAAGCAAACUCGCAAACAUCCUCUACACCCGCUCCCUCGCCCGCCGCCACCCCACAAUCACAACCCUCGCAAUCCACCCAGGCCUCGUCAACACAGGCCUCGUAACAAACCAAAGCCGCCUCAACCGCCUCCUCGUCUACCUCCCGCAAAAGAUCAUGGGGUCUACGGUCCUGACGCCGGAGCAAGGCUGCUGGAACCAGGUCUGGGCCGCUGCCGCCGCGAAGAAGGCGGAUCUCGUGAAUGGUGGGUUUUACAUGCCUGUCGGGCACCUGGCGGAUGAUAAGCUUGGUGAGAUGGCGACGGAUGAUGAGUUGGCUGGGAGGCUUUGGCGAUGGUCGGAGGAUGUUUUGGAUCGGGUUGAGUGAGGGUGUUGCAGGGUCGUAUGAGAGUGUUGUCAACCUCAAGUGUACAUCAAGUAUAAAUUUUAUUUCCUCAUCAUUUCGUAGAUUCAAAUCUACACGGAGAUAAACAUGGCG
Colletotrichum phormii is the source of this 1412-nucleotide messenger RNA. Its product is annotated as short-chain dehydrogenase/ reductase. NCBI's taxonomy places the organism in Eukaryota, Fungi, Ascomycota, Sordariomycetes, Glomerellales, Glomerellaceae. Bases 276 to 1301 code for a protein of 341 amino acids. The transcript has 3 exons. The record is from RefSeq and is a predicted model, not a curated record.